Botrytis byssoidea is the source of this 1128-nucleotide messenger RNA. RefSeq lists its product as uncharacterized. The transcript is spliced from 2 exons. Gene Ontology annotation, biological process: L-leucine catabolic process; ketone body biosynthetic process. Lineage: Eukaryota; Fungi; Ascomycota; Leotiomycetes; Helotiales; Sclerotiniaceae. The coding region runs from base 1 to 1128 and encodes 375 amino acids. The record is from RefSeq and is a predicted model, not a curated record. Gene Ontology annotation, molecular function: hydroxymethylglutaryl-CoA lyase activity.
AUGUUAUCACGGCGCAUAUUUCAAUGCCGAAAUGCUAGUUCACAGCUUCGUCAAUUGCGACAUCUCGCAACAGCAGUCGAUCCUCUGGUAGGCGAAACAAAUGGGAAUCAAAAACAUGGUGACAAUCGUGUAAAAUUGGUGGAAGUUGGACCCCGAGAUGGUUUACAGAACGAGAAAACAAUUAUACCUUUAGCAACGAAAAUCAGGUUGAUUGAAAGACUUGCAAAGACGGGCUUGCAGGAUAUCGAAGCUGGUUCUUUCGUUGCGCCGAAAUGGGUGCCACAGAUGGCAGAUGCGAGUGAGAUUCUCGAACAUGUUUUGCAAAAUAAUAAUCGAUCGACCAAUCCACUCAGAUACUCCUUCCUGGCACCCAAUAGGAAGGGUCUUGACAAAGCCCUGAAUAUAUUGUCUCAAAACCGAAACGCAUACAAUACUGCCGACGUGCCUCUUGAUGAUGGUCCGGAGAAACUCAAGUCGUCUCCCAAUAAGCCAUAUAUUGAGAUGGCCGUUUUUGCAGCAGCAACUGAGUCAUUUUCACAAAAGAACCUUAAUUGUGACAUCGCUACAUCAUUAAAACGAUUUGAAGAAGUCAUACAAGGUGCAAAGGCAGCUGGAAUGCGAGUUCGCGCCUACAUAUCAGUUGUGCUAGGCUGUCCAUUCGAAGGCGACAAUGUAGAUCCCCACCGAGUGGCGGAAAUAGCGACAGAAUUAUUGGAAAUGGGAGCGGAUGAGAUUGAUCUCGGAGACACGACUGGAAUGGGUACGGGACCUAAGACUCAGAAGCUUUUACGUACAAUGCAAUCAGCGGGAAUACUGAACGAGGAUAUCGCAAUGCACUUUCAUGAUACUUAUGGACAGGCAUUGAUCAACACUGUUGUGAGCUUGGAGCAUGGUAUCAGAACUUUCGAUAGUAGUGUAGGGGGGCUAGGUGGGUGUCCGUACAGUCCUGGGGCCACUGGAAACGUAGCCACAGAAGAUAUGGUUUACCUAUUAGAGAGUAUGGGGAUGCAGACUGGCGUUGAUUUAGAUGCAUUGGCUGAUAUUGGACAAUGGAUUACUGGGGAAAUUGGGAAGCCGAAUGCAAGUAGCGUUGGAAAGGCUGUGAUUGGUGCAAGAAGUCGUAAAUGA